AAAAUAUCGUUUACUGCUCAUCCUGAAACAGAAACAGAAGCAGAAACAGUGAUAAGUGUGUGAUCAAGAAUCUGAUAUAUAAACACACUCUCAAAUGAGUCAUCGUCCCCACAGCAUCCUCCUCGGCACCACCAUACGCACCCAUCGCUCCAUUCCACCCCACCUAAUUUCCAGGGCUUGGUUUUGUAGCGGUAGUUUCAGAAACCAGACCCACAUGGAAAGCCAUGCUUCUUGUGAGGCGGUUGUGGCUGACUCUGAGCUCUUGGUUAAAAAAAUGGCUGCUAUUUGUAAUGCCGGUCCCGCCAAACUCCAGGUUGGAAAUUUAUGCUCAAAUUUUGUGUGUUGUGUUUUAAAUAACAACAAAGUAAUAGCAGAUUUUGAUGGCACACUAACAAAGUACUGGGUCAAUGGUUGUCGGGGACAAAGCAGUCAUGGUCUUUUGCAACAGGAGAAUCCGGAAUAUGAUAAGAAAAGGCAGGAAUUAUAUGAACAUUAUCAUCCGUUAGAAUUCUCCCCGACAAUUCCAAUUGAAGAGAAAACUAAGCUUAUGGAAGAAUGGUGGACAAAAACUCAUGGUCUCUUAAUUGAGGGAGGCCUUACCUAUGAUGGAAUAAGGCAAUCUGUCGCUGACUCCACAAUUGCUUUUAGGGAGGGUGUUGUUGAACUAUUUGAGUUUUUGGAGGAAAGAGACAUUCCCAUUCUUAUAUUUUCUGCUGGACUUGCUGAUAUCAUAGAGGAGGUCCUUAGGCAGAAGAUUCACAGACUUUUCAAAAAUGUGAAGAUAGUCUCAAAUCGGAUGGUAUUCGAUAAUAAUGGUCACCUUGUAUCUUUUCAAGGGAAGACAAUUCAUAGUCUGAAUAAAAAUGAGCAUGCUCUGGAUAUGGCUGCUCCCCUUCAUGAUCGAUUAGGUGAUAAUAUAGAUGCGACUACUUAUGAGAAUGCCUCAGUCAAGACUAGAAGAAAUGUGCUGCUUCUGGGUGAUCACAUUGGUGACCUGGGAAUGUCUGAUGGCUUGAACUAUGAGAAUAGAAUUUCCGUGGGAUUUCUGAAUGACAAUGUUGAGAAUUCUCUUGAUAGCUACCGCAAAACCUUUGACAUUGUUUACUUGAAUGAUGCACCCAUGUGGGGAGUUGUAAAGCUUGUUUCACAACUCUGUCCAAGUGAAGGUCAUUGAGUUGUAAAUCUCUUACUAUUAAAUACUUGGAAGCUCAUUCACCAAAAAUAAAUCCUUCGAAGCUCCUGUCUGCUUUCUUUGAUUAACAUCCAUAGAUAGAUUUGGUAGUGUUCCUUUCAUUGGCAAAAGGUUUUCCAACAUGUGGCCACUUUUCCUCUUUUCCUAGCAAUAGAAGAAAUAUAUUUAAUUGUUGGUCAAUUUUAGACAACAAGAAGCGUAUUUCUAUAAUCUUCAAUUUCUUGAUGUUCUAAGCUCUGCAUUGAGCUGAAACAUUUGUCCACAAAAUGCGUGCCUCUGGAGCUGAAAGAAAAUGGAUAUGCCAAAGAAUUUGGAUGUUAAAUUUUCAUCACUCAUGUUGAAUUGAUUGCUUGUAGUGUUACAGUUUGAAAUAUGAAGGACUAAGAAUAGCAAGGGAAACAGUACUUAUGCUUUGGCGUAGUGCUACCAUUUUUCUUACUAGGUACUUGAAAUUCUUCUUGUGCAUAAGCUUUUUGGCUGAAGUGUUGCUCUGGAAGCAUACAACUUAUUUUGGCCCCCUUGAUUUGAGUUCUUUUGUCUUUUAUGAAAUAAUUUCAGAAUGAUAUAUUUAUUUAUUGGUAAUAGCUGUUGGUGAAAUUGACAUUUGAAAGAGAAUAUGCUCACUGGUGACUUCUGAAAUGGGAUCAUUAUACUUAUAAAAUUUACAAAGUCAACAUUUUUUAGGACAAAGUCAACUAGGUAUCCUAUUAUUUUUUCACCAUAGAUUCUUUCACUAUAUUUCCAGUUUCAAAGUGCUAAAUAUUUGGUUGUUGCUCAGAACUAAGCAAUCAUGAGCUAAUUCUUCCCAAAUAUUAAUAUAAUUGAAUUAAUGUUUGUAUUUUUGGAAGAAAAAAAAAAUGUUUGUAGUUAAUUUAGGCAUAAAGUCACUUUUUGUCAUUGUAGUUUGGCACUUCAACCACUUUUGACCCUGUAGUGUCAUAUUUACAUGUUAAAAUUUCCGUCAAUUUCUUUAACGGAGCAACAUGUGAAGGGCAAUUUUGUCGGCCCAAAGCCCCAUGUAAAAGCUUGUCUCUACCUCUUCCCCCGGGCGCACGAAAUUGCCCAUUUUGAAGCAUAUUAGGAUUAGGGCUCUUAAAAAUUUAGUGAAAUUCGUCUAGGUUUUUGAUCGAGUGUAACGAGAGGGUGCGAAAAUAUUAGCAGAACUUCAAUCGGUUGUUGUUUCCGUAAAGAAGCAAGGACGAUGGUGAAGAAGAGAGGUGAAGUCAAUGGAGGCUUCAAUAAUUCAGGUGAACUCAAAAUCUUUAAAGGUUCAGUUUUCUGUGCGAAAUGGUUUAUAACUUUUAUUCGACUUUUCAAUGCAUAUAAGUGGGUUCCAACUCUUUUGUUUUUCCAUUCUUUUGUGGCCUUGUUUUGUUGUGUUUUAGUUCCAAUGGCCUUGUUUUGUUCUGUAACUUCGGAUUUGGAAAGUUGUUGCUUUGUUGCUUUGGCAGUUAUUGCUUGAGAUGGUGGUUGAACAUUUUAUAAAAUAUUCUGUGUGUAUUGAGAGUGAUCCCAUACAUGUUUGAACCAGGGAAAAUUCUACAGUGGGCUUGGCGCAUGGAUGCGCCCAUUGUUACAGACCAUUGGAUGAGUAGUUGGUGAUGUGGAGUUAUCCACACCGUUGAGUUAGUUACCGGAUAAAUCGGUUAUUGUAGGUAAAAAGAAAACAAAAACAAAAACUCUCCUUCAGUAGCAUUGGGUUUCUCUUUUCUCUCUCUUCCAGUUCGACUCCUUCCAAAAUCGCUCCUCUCCUCCUCCUGUGACGACGAGACAGCGCGACGAACACAACUCCUCUCCUCUUAGGUAUCUCUCUCUUUCUUCUUCCUAAUUGUCUCUCUCAUCUCUAUAUCUCAUGGUCUCUCAAUCUCCUUCCCAGGCUUUGUUUCAAAACCAAACCCAUACCAAAAAUCUCAGCCCCAAUUGAAACCCCCAUUUAGCUCGAUCCCUGCCAUCUCCCAAGAUAAUUUUAAUUAUUCAAGGUUUGAGUUUUCUAAUUUAUAUUGUAAGUUUUAGGUUUUAAUAUUGGGCUAUGGUCUCUGCAGGUUUUCAACUUUUUAAUUUGUAUUUGAACCAUUAAUUUGGAGACAAGUUGAGGAUUUCAUAUUAGUGUUGAACUAGAUGUAGAUUUGGUAAUGUUAGUUUAAUUUUGAGUUUACUGCUGCAUUCAUCAUUUUUUGGUUUUUUUUUUCUUUUCCAAUUGAUUUUGAUUUUGAUUUUUCUGAGUUGGUUCUUGUGUCUACAAGUUGCAUCUUAUUUUCAUAUUCGGAUUCCUGAAUGUGCUAUGAUGUCAUUCUUAAGUCUCUUUUUUUUUUUUUUUCCUGGGCUCUGGAGUGUUGCUUUGUUUAGCCCGAAUUCUUCUUUUUUAUGUGGUUUUUUUGCUUUUGUUUGUAGUCUUGGUCGUGUGGGAUGGGGGGUGUGAGGAUUUCUCAUCCUCCUGUAGCCCCAUUGAUUUAUGAAUAUCAUCUUUGGAAGCUUGUUAUGAUUGAUUUUUUUUCUUCUUCUUGUCAGUAUUCUACUAAAUGCAUGUGAAGGUUGCCUCUUUUUUGGGGUUUUAAUGAAAGCUACCUAACAACCAAACAAUAAAAGCCUCUGUUAGUUUCUUUAGUUUCCUUUUAGUGUCUCUAAUUUUUUGCUGACCUUGUGCUUUCUCUUACUAACUGACAAUUGGAUGUUCACUUGGUGUUGUCCUGCAGAAAGAGUGCUGUAAUUUUCUAUGAAUUGCUUGAUUUUCAUUCAUCAUGUGUGCAUCUACAUAGGAAGCCCUGUUAUUACCUCCUCUCUCAUGCUUACUAUCCUAGGAUUGUCUGCCCUUCAUGUAUGUGAGUUUUAAAUUUUCAUCAUUAUAUAUGUUAUUAAGCAUUAGAGAUUAUUUAAGGCAUCAUCUAUUAUCUGAAUUCUGCUUAGUCUUAGUUCCAUGUGCAUUAAUUAACUCUUUAAUUCAUACAUUUGCAUUUUAGCAACUUGAUGUGAUUAUUGUGGCUCAUACCAAAAAGGCAAUCUUAGGCUCAUCAAGGAAAGUCGAGCUUCCAAGUGACUUACUGGAUAUUAGAUCAUUUGGUUUAUUUCCCUAUGUUAUUAACAUUUUUGUAGUGCUGAAUAUUUAUUUGUAUUGGAUGUGAGAUUUCAGUUUGUUGCUUUAUAUAAUUAUUUAGCAAUUUAAUUAUUUCUUUGCACCUUUUGUUUACGAAGCUUUAAUUUUCUUUUUCAGUCAUACUAUACUUUUUGUACUAUCUGUUUUUUUAUUUAGCUUGGCAUUGUGGUCGAGAUGUGGAUGUGAGUUUUUUUGGCUGAAAAGAAACUCAUUGUGAUUUGAGUUUUUUUUUUAACAGACAAAACACCCAAUAUGAUUAAUUUUAGUAUAUAUAUAUAUAUAUAUAUAUUUUUCAUGUUAGGUAUAUGGUUGAUGUUGAAAUUUUUGUGACUCAUUUGAAAAGCAUUAGGUAGAAUUUCUUAAUUGUAAUGAUAUUAUGAGCUCCGACAUUGAGUUCAUCUUCAUCGGAAUUGUUGUAUUAUAUUGAAGUUUGAUAUGGUAUUUAGGCAUGUAAUUACCAAAUUGUAAGGGGUUUUUAGCAGUUGGUGUACGUAACUUAGCAUACAAUUGGCAACCUUUUUGCA
Molecule: messenger RNA, 4807 nt
Organism: Prunus persica (peach)
Lineage: Eukaryota; Viridiplantae; Streptophyta; Magnoliopsida; Rosales; Rosaceae
Product: cytosolic 5'-nucleotidase 3
Exons: 11
Coding region: 95-1174 (359 amino acids)
Cellular component (GO): cytoplasm
Molecular function (GO): 5'-nucleotidase activity; magnesium ion binding
Source: RefSeq, a predicted model, not a curated record